Messenger RNA from Oncorhynchus nerka (sockeye salmon), 4400 nucleotides. RefSeq lists its product as uncharacterized. NCBI's taxonomy places the organism in Eukaryota, Metazoa, Chordata, Actinopteri, Salmoniformes, Salmonidae. The record is from RefSeq and is a predicted model, not a curated record. The transcript has a single exon. The coding region runs from base 2590 to 3258 and encodes 222 amino acids.
CUCCACUCACUUGUCAACGGCUACAAAUACUUCUUUACACAUUUUACUGAGAUCAUUUUACUUAGAUAUUUUUCUCACAUGGAUAAUGUCUGGCACUGUCUGGCUCUGUCUGACACUUUUUAGUAUAGCCUACAUACAUUAUUUUACCUACAUUUCUGUCAAAUAAUAAGGGUGUUUAUUGGAAACUUAUUGCAAUGUGUAUAACAUUAUUUUGUUUGUUGCUACAACUCUGGGUGUCAGUUGCUCGAUAGCUGUGGUACGGUUGAGGGCAGCAGUGAACACCCUCAUCCCAGUAGUUUUUUUGUGUGCACUUGUAUCAUCUGGCAUCAUAUAGUGUCUUUGAUGUAGUACACUACAGUUUAAGUCAACCGUGCUGCCCCACAACAGGUUUCUCUUUCACCAAGACCGAGCUCAGAUAUUCUGUCAUCUCUGCUUCUCUGUAUGACUGUGUCCCGCCCAGUGGCUGUUAGCGUCCAUUGCUUCUAACUACCACUCAAAAGGUAUGACUUCCUCACUAGAGCUACCAGUCCCCUCCAUAAAGGCACAUUCACAUCGGCCUUGUGCUGAAAUACUGAAAGGAGGGCUGCUAUGCUCAUGUAACGGAGGUAAGAAAGUGACAUACGCUUACUCCACAUAACUAGCUUAAAUGUCGCCAAUGGUGCUAUCGUAUCCGAUCAUUUUCUAUAGAGCAACUGGUUGGUAAGUUGUCAAGGAGGGCGGUCGCGUGUGUUUGCGAUGAGAGCGUGACUGGUUUGAGCCCAGUAAGGGGAUGCAGGGACAGUGGAGGAAGCAAAGCUGUUAGCAGCACACUGGUUUAGGUUUCACUGACAGAGAUGGCUGUUAACACCUUCACUGCUGUCCAAUAUCAACUGGAAAUUGAAAGGACACUAUAGGCAUCUGAGUCACAGACCAGGAGUUAGCCAUUACAAUUCCUCCACUCACCUGUCAACAGAUACAAAUACAGAAUUCUAAAGAUACAGAAUUUGACUUAGAUAUUUUAUUCACAACAAUGAUACAAAGACUCUGACACUUCUUAAUGUAGCCUACAUAUCACCUCCACUUUGAUUAAAGCGUUCACAAUUCUACCUAUGUUUCUGUUUUAUGUAAACUUACUGCAAUGUGUACAGUUUUGUUUUAGCUGUUGCUAUACCUCUGUGAACUCCUUAGCUGACAAUGGGUAUCAGUUGCACGACAGCUGUGGUACUGGUGUUAGUAUAAUGGAUGUCACGCUUCUUGCUUAGCGAGUACCACUUCCUGAUUCGGCUCACACAGAGGCUCAAACCCAGGAUCUCUUGUUUUCUAGCACAUGUGACCACCCGCCCGAAGCGUCUUACCAGUCACGCCACACAAAAAGCUAGCUAUAUGGUGGCACAAAGUGGGGAGACUUCAGGGUGAGGAGUAAGUUUUACAUAUCCCCCAUGUGCUACAUUAGAAGCUGUCUUGAGACAGCAACCGUGGACACCCUCAUCUCAGUAGCUCUUUGUGUGUGCAGUUGCAUCAUAACUUUCUAGAUAAUUUCCAUGUAAACCUUCUGAAGACACAGCCAAAGAAAACACAAAAUAUUUCAAAAAUCUUUUAGCACUGUCAUUGUCACUCCUCAGUUCUCUAGUUCCAUUCACAUUAAUGAAAGAUUUCCAUGGAAGUUGGCAUCACUCGACACUGCAGCCAUGGGAUAGUGAACCAAUCAAAAGUGGAUUGAAGAGUAGCCUUUUCCCCGUAACCCAAUCAGCAUUGUGUAUGCAUGAGCCACUCCCACACCCUGCCCUUACAUGGCACAGAGGACUGGCCAAGGUCUACAGAUGGAUGUAAAGGCUGCUAGUUCAGAGACAACAGGGCCACAAUACUAAGACCACUACAACUAUUACUACUACUACUACAACAGAACCACAACUACCAAGAGCACUACUACAGAACCAGGAGGGGAACAGCUUCCGACUUGUCUCAGGUAAGAUUCGAUUACUAAUCAUAAUUUUAGAUUAAAUCAAUGGAUAUUGAAUUUAUCAAGCACAAUAACAUAUUUUUUUCGUCACAAUUUCAGAUUGAAUAGUGCUAGUUGUAGAACGCACUGAUAUCAAAAGACGUAAUCCCUUCCAAUGAUUGCAUAAAACAUGGUACAUUCAUCAAUAUUCUGAGAAGAGUAUUCAUUUCCAUCUAAUGUGUGACAUAUAAGGUUUUUUAAACUCCAGUUUCAGAACUGGACAGCAACCAUCUGCCAAUAGCUGCAGCAGAAUACUUAUAAUGUUCUGUUUGUUAAAAAUAAGGGGCAUAAUGUUGUGCCCCAAUGUUGUAGAGAGUCAGCCGAUGUUCAAAGAGCAGACUGUAAUCUGUUCUUCAGCUGUACGACAAUAUUCUAUUAUUAUUCAGCUAAAUUCCAGAUGCAGUUGCAGAAUGUGCGUACACACUCACAUGUUUGUCAAAGAUUCACGAGGCUGCUUUGUGGAUAUUCUGAAUACAAGUCAAAGAAAAUCACCCCACAUGAUUGAAAUGCAAUAAAGUUGGCACGACUUGCAGACAUGAGCGAUGUAAAUACUAAAAUACUCUCUUCUCUCUCUCUAGGACGACAGUGAAGUCGUAUGUGUAGCAGCAUCUAUGGACAAGGAGACAGUGGUCAUAAUCCUACAAGGCAUGGAGAAGGUCUCCUCCUUCGCCGCCACCAUCAACCCACUCUUCGACAUAGUCACUGCAGUGGUGAAGGUGACAAAGGACCUGGUCGCCAAAGACCUCACCCAAGACCUGGACACCCAACAAUUGGGCCACAUCCACGCCAAGCUGGAAAGCAUCUCCAAGACAAACCAGCAGAUUCUGAAGCAGAUUCACCUGAACGAGGUCAAUGAGAAGUACAGCAAGUAUGAGGAGUAUAUCAAGCACCAGUACACCGCUCUCAACACCAUGGUGAAACAGUUCAAUAACGACCCUGAGGGAAGAGAGCGCCACAUGAAGGAUUUCCAUGAAGUCUAUGAGAGAGACAAGGAUACCCUUGCUCUAGACACAUACUACAGUGUCAUAAAAGAGAAUACAACUUUUGAACAAAGGGGUUUGCUGGAGGUGUACCUAGAGCACUACAAGCAAAACCGAGACGUCAUGGAGAAAAAGUGUUCCCAACUGGCUAAUGUCUUUCACAUGGGCCUGAUGACACUAAUGGCAUAUACGGUGGUCACAGAGGAUGAUGAGGUUGAAGUCAGGGAGAAAUGGGCCCCCAGGGUGAAGAAGAUUCAGGCCAAGAUGGAUGAGGCGCUGGCCCAGUGUGAGGGGAACUGAUCCUCAUCCACUCCCAGGGUCGGGUGGGCAUAUGAGGGCUUUAAAGGGAUACUUUGGGAUUUUGGCAAUGAGGCCCUUUAACUACUUCACCAGAGUCAGAUGAACUCAUGGGUACCAUUUUUAUGUCUGUGUCCAGUAUGAAGGAAGUUAGAGGUAGUUUUGUGAGUUACUGCUAACUAGCAUUAGUGCAAUGACUGGAAGUCUAUGGGUAUCUGCGAGUCAUCUAACUGUGGGAAAGUAGAUAAAGGGCCUCAUUGGCAAAAUCCAGAAGUAUCCCUGUAAGGUUAAAAGCUGUUUGGAGACUAGUCCUCUUCCCUCAAUUUAAAAAGAAAAGUAAUUUCCUUUUGGGUGGUGGGCGAUAUUCUUUGUCAAUGAAUGGAAUGGAUUAAAUCUAGAUUGAUCAUAGCAAAAUAUUAUACAGUGUUGCACUUCAGCCCUCAUGUUUUCAAUUUACCACUGCCGACUCUGUCGUUUAUUUUCAGAAAUGAGUCUGAAUGCAUACUUUAUGGUAACCUUGUAUAUCAUUGUUUUUUCUUCCUUCGAUUAAGUGUACUUUUUCUAAAUAAAUGCUUUUUUUGCACUUGUUAUUCAUUUUUAUGCUCUUACAUGGAGUUAUGUAAAUGACACCAAUGGUGAUAAAAUGUAGUCCACUUUAUAAGGUUCGAAACACUUACACAGAGAAUGUUACAAAGCGUACAACAUACUGAUGAAGUUGAUUUUCAACAGUGUUGGCCAGUGUUCAUUUCAAACUAUUUACAGAGUUACAGAAACUCAUUGAGUGUAAUUUAAAAAAAAAAUGUUUUAUUUAACUAGGCAAGUUGGUUAAGAACACAUUCUUUUUUAACAAUUAUGGCCUACCGGGGAACUGCCUUGUUCAGGGGCAGAACAACAGAUUUCUUUUACCUUGUCAGCUUUGGGAUUCGAUCCAGCAACCUUUCGGUUACUUGCCCAACGCUAUAAGCACUAGGCUACCUGCCGCCCCUAAAAAAGCUAAAAACACUUUCGAAAGUGUAACAUUAACUCUGUGUAGUGUGGAACAAUAUAGAUACUUUUUUGUCUUAAGUGUAACACUAUUAGAGUUUAAAACAUUCACUUUUCUUUUUUUAAGAACUUGUCAAUAGAUUGCUCUACUCUCUCUCUCU